CCUGUUUGUCUGUAGAGCCUAAACUAGACUUUAAGCUCGCUUUGCGCUCUCGUAAAUGAACAUUUCUAUUUGGCUGAGUCACACCUGUGACUGCGUUAUCAGUUUAAUUUAAUGCGAUAGCCAUACUUGACAAUCGCCUUUCAGUCAGUGUGUCGCUUAGCAACCACUUUGAUCAGCUAACAGUUCAAGAGGUGGAAGAAUAAUAUCUAAAAUUACGAAACAGCACUCUAUUUAAUGUCAUUCAUUACGAGUGCAAGAUUAAUGUAACAUCUUGUUCUGUUUCAAACAUCUGUAGCUGUUGGUUUAUUAAAGCAAAGCGACUCUAAAAGUAACGUUACGCCUCUUACUUAAAAAAAAAAUCGUUGUAAAUAAAGCUGUUUUGACUUUUCGGGUCUCGCCUAGUAGUUACAGUGAAACUCCGCUGCUGGCCAAUCAUUUCCCAGGAAAAUGUGACUGCUAGGAAUUCCCCACGCAUCAUCCCUGUAGGGGGAAAACUGCAACCUUGUGUCAGGCACACGGAGAGAGUAGUACAGGGUCGCUGGCCGGUGACUGUGCGAUGAUGUUCAUGUCUUCAACUCACAACAAAGAAGCUCCAGGGAUUGUUUUCUGAAAAUGUUAUGCGCUGUUACCAUCAUCCGCGAAGACCGCCGCCUCUGAAUAUGUUUUACUGAUGUCAACUUCUACGAGGGUGUAGAUGCUCCAGGCGCAGCGGGACUCAGCCUCUGUGUCAGAGAGGGACGAGGCUGCUUCCACCUGGGCCACCGCACGCCUCUGAAACCCAGCUCGUGGUCUCUCCCUGAGCCAACUUGCUGCUGCGGGCACUGACGGCGCUGCACAGCGAACCAGGAAGAGUCAGAUCUGUCAAGUGGAAGCCAUUUUGUGUGGUUACACUGAGGCGCUGCCACAUUUGCUGGCCUUGUCUGUGCAGAGAAGGAGCAGGAGUGUUUUGAAUCUCCUCCCUGCCCUCUGAACUCCAUUGCCAUGACGACUGCAGUGCAGCCCAGUGAACUGGUGUUUGAAUUCGCCAGCAACGGGAUGGACGAGAUCAAUCAGGCGUCUCUCUAUGUUCAGCUGGAUGACCCGUCAGUAUUCCCAGCAGUGAUUGUGGAGCAGGUGCCUGCAGCCGACCUGAUGCAGGUCUAUUCAGGCCUGGAGUCCGAUGAGGUUACCAACGGCAUCAUGGUGGACACCACUCUCCAUGUGGUGGAGGAGCCCAUCAUGGUGGGAGGGGUUGAUCUCUCAGUAGAAACAACACCCUCAGGCACAGAGGACAGCAUGGAGACCAAUGAGGCAGCAGCAGCCCUUCUUAACAUGGAGUCUCCAAACAACAUUUUGGAUGAGAAGCGCAUGAUUCACACCUAUGGCACUCUGCUGGAGUCAGAACUGAAUUACAUCCCUUUGAGACCUGACCAUAUGGACAGUGGUGGCCUUGAUGUAUCUCUGGAUGAUGACACCUCAUCUAUGGAUGAGGUUCCCCAAAAGUGUCCAUCCAAACCUCAGAAAAAAACCAAAGUGCGCAAGCCGCGAGUGGUGCGUCCCUGCUCCCCUAUCAGCACUCCCAGCCUGCCACUCAGGAAGAAGAGCAAGGAGGGCAAAGGCAACACCAUCUACCUAUGGGAGUUCCUCCUGGCUUUACUGCAAGAUAAAAACACCUGUCCCAAAUACAUCAAGUGGACACAACGGGAGAAGGGUAUCUUUAAGCUGGUAGACUCUAAAGCUGUGUCCAAACUGUGGGGCAAACACAAGAACAAGCCUGACAUGAACUACGAGACCAUGGGAAGAGCUCUCAGGUACUACUAUCAGAGAGGCAUCCUGGCUAAGGUGGAGGGGCAGCGGCUGGUCUACCAGUUCAAGGAGAUGCCAAGCGAUCUGGUGGUGAUUGAGGAUGAAGGUACAGCCUCUGAUGCCAAUUCUGGCUAUGGGAGCCAGAGAUCUGCCAGCAAUGGGCGGUCUAUGGUUCGUGGAGGGUCCAAAGGCCAUGGGAGGACUCAUGGUCAACAGCAUGUCUCGGUGAGACAGAUGAAGAAAGAGCCAAACGAUAAUGGUGUGUACCAGGAAGCACAUGGCGGACAGGCUGAGCAGCUCCCUCAGAACGUCCAUAUGUUGCAGCCCAACCAGGGGACAGCCAUUUCAGCUCCAGCACAAUCUGUGAGGACCAUCAAUGCUCCUACAUCAGUUCCCAUGGUCCUAACAUCCCCCAGCUCACUCCAGUCUGUGCCCCUCACCACUGUUCUGGCCAACGGGGACUCCAGCCACUCCUCUCCUCCUCGGGUAAUACUCCACACCUUACCCUCUACCACAGGAGGUGGCAAGGAUUUGCUUACCAUCCAGGCAGCCUCUCUAGCUACUGGGGCCAGCAACCUCCAGGACAGCCUUCGCCAGCAGCUCCUGGUCACCAGCCUGGGCUCCUCCACCGCCUCCUCCCUCUCUUCGUGCACCUCCCCUACGGGAGUCAUCAGCUCCACGGCUUCCAGUCUUAAUGGUCUCCCCCGCCUGGUUACCCUCAACACAACCAGUGGGCAGACCAUGGUGGCACAGCAGCCUGGUACCGUAAUUGCCACUGUGCUCAAGUCCAGCGACCUCCAUGGGCUGCAGGUCAAAGAGGAGAUCCUGGACCCCAACUACUUCCAGUCAUUGGUCAAUAGUGAUCCAUCACUGAUGGCUAAUACCUUUGCAAAAGAAGAGAUGGAGGCAGGAGAAGCAGAGCUGAAUUAUAGGACUGUUAUCAUUGACACCAGUCAAAGUCAGGGGCAGGAAUCUGGCGGCGAAACCACAGUUAAUGGACACUUUUCCCAGAGUAGCAGCCCCAGUGAGGGCCUCACCCCUGUGGAGGAGCUGGAGGUGCGUGGGGAAAUGUCCCUGCAGCCUGAGCAGGGAGUCAAGGGCCUGCAGGAGCUGCCACUGUCUGUCCAACUCCCUGUAAACUUUAUCCAGAUAAAGACAGAGCCCACAGAAGUAUAGGGCUACAGGACUCUCCGAUACUGGGUUAAAUGAAAACAGCAAUUGAAUAAUUUUUCAUAACAGACUUUCGUUUUCCUACCAUAAUUAUCUGAUCAAAGAUCAGAGCAAGGGAUAUUGCAGUGUGUUGCUCUUAAAGGGUGGUCAAUUUGGCCUCAGAAUUUUUUGUUUACUCACAAAUUUUGUGACUAUGUGCCUAAUUUUGAACAUUAAGGGAGCAUUCAGUUUUUCAGAAAUGUUAUUAGUCAGAACUGGGAUUAUCUUCUGUAGACACAGCCCUCACCACACACACACACACACACACACACAAACACACGCACGCACACGCGUGCGCACGCAUGCACACACACACACACACACACACACACACACAUACAAAUCGUACCCUCUAGGAAAACAGCCAUUAGAAUUACCAGGGAUCCCUGUACCAAAUGUGCCAGUUAGACUAGUAAUUUUCUUAUCUGCAGAUCUCACUGGACUGGUAGCGAUGCUCACAGAGACUAUUGCUCCAAAUCGGACAAUGCGACAAACCAAAAACAGCCAAAUGGUGCAGUGAAAUGAGACUUGAGAUAACGUGUGUGGUUUUUCCUUUCUUUAUUUUUUUUAACCACACACCAGUUUGCCUUCCCAGGCAUGAGGGAUGGAUGCAAUGUCAGAGUUUAACUGAAGAGUGCCUUACAGGAAGUUCAAACAGCUCGAGACUCUUUCUUGGAAAUGUCUGGGAAAGCAUAAAAUGGACUGAUGAUUUUUCAUACUCUUUGAUUUUUGAGACCUUAUUACUCCUUUAUUUUCAUAUAGACAAAAAGGUAUGCAUUUCCUUCUAUUACUCCCGGCCUUAAAACACUGUGUUACUAUGGAAAUGGGCAUUUUCUGUCUACCAAGGACAGUCCAAUAUCAGACCUGUUUGUAUAUAGCUGCAGACCUGAGGCAGAGCAAGAUAGAGAGGGAGGAAUGGAGAGAGAAAGAGAAUACACAGGAUGAAAUAGAUUGUAUCAGCCUCUGCUACAGAGGCUUGUAUCUUCGAGGUUUAAAUCCUGUUUUAUAUGAAAUGGAAUAUAUAUAUGAAUAUAUAUAUAUAUAUAUAUAUACAUAUAAUAUACAAUUGAGAUUCAAUUUUAAGGCCGCAAUGAAUUUAUUUAUUUUGUGAAUUUCUAAAUUCUGUAUAAAAAAGGCACAUUUGUUUUUCUUUUUAAUAUGUAAACGAGGGAAUAUUUCAAAGAAUAUGAAAAUAAUACCAGGAAACUUAUUUGGUAGGUUUUUUUUAAGACCAACAUUUUUUUUUUUCAUUUGUAAAGCAUUCCAUAUAUUAAAAUUUGGUAUUUCCACAGUUUUUGGACUCAAGUGCUCAGUGCAGCAUCAUUAUCAUAUUAUUAUCCUUGUAGAUAUCUUCCGUUGUGUGUCGGAUUUAAAUUUGUAUUACAUGUGCUUUGAAUCUGUUUUCAGCGGACAUACCUCUUUACCCUUUUCAACAGUCCAGCAGAAGGGGCUAUGCAGCAAAAUAUGUCCUGUUGUGCUUUAUAGCCCUUCAAUUAUCAGUAUCUACAGUGUCAAUCAGCAUCUGCUUGAAAUCAGAUCUUAACUCUGUUUGGUUAUUUCUUUAUUUGGUAUAAUGACUCAUCAAUGCUGUUUUCUAUGAUGCAUUUGCAAUUCUGGUGCUCUCCUCUCCUCUCCUGCUCUUUGGCCAGUUGAGUCUGGGCUUUCUUUAUUUCUUUGUCCCACUUUGUUAAGGACCUCUCAGGCUAGACGUCUGAUUGGCCCUGAAGUCCUACUGGAGCUGAAGCCAUAUUGAUCGUGAGUGCUAUCAUGGCUAAAUUGGUUGUAUUUUCACCGGGGCUGGAGCUGCAGAGUGAGGACAGUCAGACACGCUGACCUCCAUCUGCCCUAGCACCUGAGGACAGGAGUUAAAACAUAAUUCUGGGUGUUUUCAACCUGGACCUUAUUUUCCUAGCUUUAGCCAUCAUGACAAUUGAUUUUGUUCAAUAUUUUGUCACUUACUUUGCCGUAGAACUUUAAAUAUCCUCAGUUCAUGAACACACUGCUCUCCAAUACACACUCAAAGGGCAAAGCAAGAUCCAGCACUCGACAAUAGCACUCAGAUAAACUAUUGCGUUAUUGCCCUUUCUACACAAUAACCUUUAUCAUUAUUUAAAGCUCAGAGGAACACUGAAGGUUUAGGCUCCUAUUUUCAGUGUUUUGCCGAGAUUACAGUGGAAAAAAGUCAGCAUAAACACACGGCAGUAACAGGUCUUGAAAUAGCUUUGAUUGAACAAUUAUCAUGACAUUUAAGUAAUAACUGUCCAUUUGAUACUUUAUAGUGUUGCUCACCUGCUUCUGUAUUUCCUUAGUUGGUCUUCCGCCGUUCUGAUGUGUUUUAAUCGCUUUUUGGUCAACUGUUGCCGCUUGCUUUGGCCUUUGAGUGUGUAAUGGAGAGUUUGCACUUAAGCAACAUAAAGCUCUACACUGAAGUAAUAUGACAAAAUUUUAAAUACAUUAAAUGCUCAUGUUCAUUGGAAAAAAAAAAAAAAAACAACAACUUGGAAAAUAAAGAAAAUAAAGCCCAGGUUGAAAAUAACCAGGAUUAUCCUUUAAAUGUC
Molecule: messenger RNA, 5552 nt
Organism: Myripristis murdjan (pinecone soldierfish)
Lineage: Eukaryota; Metazoa; Chordata; Actinopteri; Holocentriformes; Holocentridae
Gene: elf1
Product: E74-like ETS transcription factor 1
Exons: 9
Coding region: 982-2961 (659 amino acids)
Biological process (GO): cell differentiation; regulation of transcription by RNA polymerase II
Cellular component (GO): nucleus
Molecular function (GO): sequence-specific DNA binding; DNA-binding transcription factor activity, RNA polymerase II-specific
Source: RefSeq, a predicted model, not a curated record